Messenger RNA from Bombyx mori (domestic silkworm), 606 nucleotides. RefSeq lists its product as uncharacterized. Lineage: Eukaryota; Metazoa; Arthropoda; Insecta; Lepidoptera; Bombycidae. The record is from RefSeq and is a predicted model, not a curated record. The transcript has a single exon. The coding region runs from base 1 to 606 and encodes 201 amino acids.
AUGAGAUGGACCUGCGAGAAUUGGGAUGGUGGCAUUACAGUUGGUGGCGUGAAAAUCACCAACCUCCGAUACGCCGAUGAUACUACUCUUCUUGCAGCGAAUGAGUCGGAAAUGGUUGCGCUUCUGGACCGAAUGGAGCGGAUAAGCAAGGAGAUGGGACUUUCCAUAAACAGGUCCAAAACCAAAGUCAUGGUGGUGGAUAGGUCUGGAAAAUUGGAACUCACUGGCGCAUUAGACCUAGAAAUAGUGGACAAUUUUAACUACCUGGGUUCCAACAUUACUAACAAUGGCUCGUGCGAGAAGGAAGUGCGCCGGAGAAUUGGUAUGGCUAAGAGUGCCAUGACUCAGCUCGGAAAAAUCUGGAGAGAUCGCAACAUAUCCGUAAAGACCAAAACCAAACUGGUACGGACUCUAGUUUUCUCGAUUUUUUCGUAUGGCGCUGAGACCUGGUCACUGAAAUCUGCAGACCGCAGACGCAUUGACGCCUUUGAGAUGUGGUGCUGGAGAAAGAUGCUGCGUAUUCCGUGGACAGCAUUUCGGACCAACGUAUCAAUCUUGCAAGAACUCAAAAUCUCCUCGCGGCUGUCAUCCGAGUGUCUUCGCUGA